This is a messenger RNA of Toxorhynchites rutilus septentrionalis, 2074 nucleotides long. RefSeq names its product NAD kinase 2, mitochondrial (gene Nadk2). Gene Ontology annotation, molecular function: NAD+ kinase activity. The record is from RefSeq and is a predicted model, not a curated record. The transcript is spliced from 3 exons. Gene Ontology annotation, biological process: NAD+ metabolic process. NCBI's taxonomy places the organism in Eukaryota, Metazoa, Arthropoda, Insecta, Diptera, Culicidae. Gene Ontology annotation, cellular component: mitochondrion. Bases 537 to 1778 code for a protein of 413 amino acids.
CGAUGAUGCUUUCGUAGAAAGCAAAUGUGAAAUUGAAUCGGGGAAAAGUCAUUGUGCUUAGCUCGAAAGGCGUUUUUCUAUAGCAAAACAAAAACAAUCAAGGAUUGUGGGCUCGAGGGGAAUCCUAUGAAGUGAUAAGGAGACAGGCAACCGGUCAUGACCAGCGAUGAAAAGACAGCAACAAAGUCAGUCUUCUCAAAUCAUCCACAGUACUCGGAUCGUUCUUCGCCGGUAGAGAGAAAAAUCGGGAAAAUCCUUAUCAGCAGUAUUGCUUUGUUCCAUCUGUGCCUUGAUGUUUGCUGCCUUCCGAGAAUGUAAUCUAAUCUCCGUAUGGUUCCCGCUCAUGUGCCGAAGCUUAUCAUUCUUCCUGCUGAAUAUAGCCGAUAGUUGCUGGGUCAACCUUUUUGGGAAACAAAACCUGUCAAGUGAGAAAUUGUCGAAUUGGAUAUUGUUAAAAGGUUUGAGGAUACUUAUUGGGACAUAUUGUUCGAUCCCCACCGAAAUCAAGUUCGCUCCUUCAUGCCACGACUUUUUCGAUGUUUAAGACACAACAUUUUGGACUGAUCGUUGCAGGUUGCAAAAAUGUUUUCCAAAGUGCCUUCACGACGAGGUCGUUCGGAAGUACAUCGAAGGCUAAGCUGCGUCGCGUGCUGGUGGUAUCGAAGCUAACCCGGCUGGAGUUUGAAAAAACGCGGGAUCAGGCACUGAGUGAUGAAAGGUUGGAGCAAAAAAUCCGCGAUCGUGGCUCGGACUACGAUGCGAUGAAAUACUAUCACCAUCUGCACAAAGAUGUAGAGGAGGACGUAAUCAAAUCCUUCCAGGAUGAAAGUCUCGAGGUGAGGGUGGUGAAUCGGAUCUCCAUCAAUAAAGAUACUUUGCGAUGGGCGGAUAUGCUGGUACCUAUCGGAGGAGAUGGAACAUUUUUACUUGCCGCUGGCAGAGCAAGUCCGUUCAUGUUGGACGGUGCACGACAGAUACCAGUGGUUGGAUUUAAUUCCGAUCCAAGGCGAUCGGAGGGACGAUUGAUGCUUCCGAAAUACUAUUCUACGAAUGUGAACGAUGCGGUGAAACGCAUCUUGGCGGGAGAGUAUAGGUGGAUGCAUCGUUCUAGAAUCAGAAUUACGUUGAUCGGUUCCACGACUACGGAGCGUCCGCCUCCGAUUGAUCUACACGAAUAUAAUGUGUCGCCGGUUGAACACAGGGAGGUUUUAGGACCAAGAGACACGCAACAUCAGAGCGGAAGCAGAAUUUUGCCGUACUUAGCUCUGAACGAAGUUUUUAUAGGAGAGAUGCUAUCAGCUCGUGUAUCGCAUCUCCAUCUGCGAAUCGAUAAAUCCGACAUAGUUACAAAAACUAAAAGCUCGGGUCUGUGCGUUAGUACCGGAACUGGUUCCACCUCGUGGUUAACCAGCAUGAAUAGGCUGUCAACGAGCAAUGUAAAAGAUCUUAUAGAGAUCAUCAAACGUAGAUCGAACGCGAGCAGUUUGAAUGGAAUAGAUCCGGAAGCGAUUUCGGAGGACUACAAUAAAAAUCUGGUCUUUUCACCGGAUGACCCGCGGCUCUGUUACUCUAUAAGAGAGCAGAUCUGUGUUGGUGUUUGGCCGAACCCGAAGGGGCUGGAAUCGAGAGGAUUCGCCAGACAGAUAACGGUGAAAUCUAAAUGCAUCGAUGCAAGUUUAGUGAUAGAUGGAAGUAUUGCAUACAAUUUCAACGAUGGAGCAAAAGCGUUACUCGAGGUUCAUCCGGAGGAUGCGUUACUGACUAUCGAUAUGAACUGAUACGAAUGGUUUGUUUAUUAUAAGAUCAUUUCAUUAUUUUCUAACGUUACAAUAGACCAAUUUUCAUACUGAUUUUGACUAAGGCGUCGUGCACAAAUUACUUAGAGCGAGAUUGCGUUACUUACUGUGUAUUAGAGAUGGGAGGUAUUCCAAAAUCCGGAUUUUUAACGUUACGUAAUUUGUGCACGACGCCCAAUCAUAAACAUUAGAAUUUUAAAUUAUUGUUGGUACAUGUUCACGCAGGAAUGCAUUUAUUUAUCUUUUAGUGCCGAAUAAACUCAUAAGUUGUAUUUAAA